Molecule: messenger RNA, 4310 nt
Organism: Centropristis striata (black sea bass)
Lineage: Eukaryota; Metazoa; Chordata; Actinopteri; Perciformes; Serranidae
Gene: lypla2
Product: lysophospholipase 2
Exons: 10
Coding region: 46-738 (230 amino acids)
Biological process (GO): protein depalmitoylation
Cellular component (GO): cytoplasm
Molecular function (GO): carboxylic ester hydrolase activity; palmitoyl-(protein) hydrolase activity
Source: RefSeq, a predicted model, not a curated record
CCGUUCCGUCGUGAACUGGGACAGCAAGCGCACCUCUUACAGUGUAUGUGUGGCAACAACAUGUCUGUGCCGCUGCUCACCGAGGCUGUGACGGUGUCUGGGACGGAGAAGGAGACCGCUGUGUUGAUCUUCCUUCAUGGGUUAGGAGACUCAGGGCAUGGGUGGGUAGACUCUUUGACAGGGAUCCAGCUGCCCCACGUCAAGUUCAUCUGCCCCCACGCGCCGCCGAUCCCCGUCACUCUCAACAUGAAUACGGUGAUGCGCGCGUGGUUUGACCUCAAGGGUUUGAGUCCCGACUGCCCGGAGGACGAAUCUGGAAUCAAGAAGGCAGCAGACAGCAUCAAGGGUAUAAUUGAACAUGAGGUCAAAAACGGGAUCCCCCCACACCGUAUAAUGCUUGGUGGCUUCUCUCAGGGUGGGGCCUUGUCCUUGUAUACCGCCUUGACCUGCCAGCAUCAGCUGGCCGGCGUUGUGGCUCUCAGUUGCUGGCUACCACUUCACAGGACUUUCCCACAGGCGUCAAGCGGCUUCAAGAACAUCCCGAUCCUGCAGUGCCACGGUGACAUGGACCCCCUGAUCCCAAGGCAGUUCGGAGCCCUGACGGCAGAAAAGCUGAAAUGCAUAGUCGACCCACACAUGGUUGAUUUCAAAACCUACCCAGGGGUCGUUCACUCCUCCUGUCCUCAGGAGAUGGCGCAUGUAAAGGCAUUUAUUGAGAAGUAUUUGCCCCGAAUCUGACAUCACCUCAUCCCCCACCGUGACCCCCUGGGACACUGACCUCUCACCCCUGAUCUGCCAUUCUCCCACAGGAAACAGCCAUGAGCACCCCCUCUUCCACACACAUCGGCAAGCUAACAAACACACGCAUGAAAAAAACACGCACACACAUUUAAUAAUCCACACUGCUAAAAAAAAGAAAAAGAAAUGCUUCUCCAUGCAGUCCAGUCCGACAGCACUCGUACUGAAAAACAGAUUUGUCAAACACACUGAUGUGAUUCUAACAUAAUUAAGUGCUCACACUCACAAGUCUUAGCCUUUCGGAGGGAGAAACAUGACUCACACGAAACAUUCCUGCUGGUUUUAUUUAAACAUCCUCUGUCUGUCGCCUCCACAAAACCUCAGUUUUUCUCCACUUUGACGUAAUUUUUGCUUCAUCUUCACCUCCAGCUGUCACAUUCUCUAAUACUUCCACUGCCACGCCUUCCCCUCUUCCAUUCCUGUGUUAGACUGUAAGAUAAAAAUCAAUAAUGAGUCUAAUAAGCAGGUCAUAACCUUCCUAAUAUGACCAUAUAAGGUGCAGUCAGACUGGACUUCACUUGCAAUGUUGAAGGGACGGGAAUCGUUCUGAUUUUAUUUAUCUCAAUGCCGUAAUAAUUCUGCUGUUUCGAUUCCUGCGUACAAAUAAAAAAGCAGACGCGUUUUCAGAAUCAAUGAUUUCAUUAUCUCUGAAUCUGAACACCUUGUAGAAACAUUUACAGCAUUUGUUUUCAUUUAGAGAGUUUUAUCAUCAUGUUACUGUACAGUUCUCUGGUUUGUCAGUGAAAUUGAUGAACUACACUGCAGUCUCUAUUUACAAACCGAGUGACAGUGACUCACUCUCCUGUCUGAAUUAUCACAAACAAGCACACAAACUGUCACCUCACUCGCCUAUGCAGUGUAUCGCUGUAGUUCAUGGGUGCUAGAGCUGCAAAAUAUUUCAUUUCAGCUUUGAAAAUAGUCACAUCACAGGAUGUGUAAAUGUCAAAUUUACUCAAACAUGUUGUGCUCCAGCUUUUUUGCUGCGUAAUACAGAAGGAAAAAGGAAAAAAAUUAUGACAACUAUCACUUCCAGUCUAUCGGCAUGGCACAUUACACUUUAACACUUCUCAUCAUGGGAGCAUUUCCCUGGAUAAAUGAAAACAUAUUUCUCAAUAUCAGUUGUUUUCCAAUGUUGUGCAGCUCUAAUUUCAUUCAUCGCACAGACCAAUUUUUGCCAAGUACAUGCAACGUUUUACAGAACUGUUGUCGGAUUUUUUGUGAAAAAUUAAGCCGCAAUUUGGACCGUUUCUUUCUCUUCCCAGUGUAAUACUUUUUGUUGCAAGUUUUUGGACAUUUGGACCCGGUUUUCCAUUCCGAGACAUAUUUUCUUCUCAUCGCGAAUUGACCUUCCUACUUUGGUUGAAUCUCAUUGACACCAUGUAGCGGUUUGAUAGAAGAAGUUUGAUGGAGGUUUUCAAUCAAGCAGUAUUUGUUAUUUAUAGUCCUGCACGGUGAAAUAAAACAAGGAGCAGGGAAGAAGUGAUGCUGCCUUGAGUGCAAGGACAUUCUUUAUGACAGUAAAAUAUUUGAUAAAAAAACAUUCCCACGCUACUUCCUGUCCCUUCCCGAUCACAGGAGUGUAAAUUCAGUCUGACUGCAGCUUCAUUCCAGCGUUGGAGUCCCACAGACUCAGGUGCAGGUUUUAGAGCUGGAGCAGCUGGUUUCCUACCACCCCCAUGACCUGCAGCCUGUCCGGGUCUCACAUCUGUAAUCCACCUACAAAGAUCCCCCACCUUUUUUCUUUAUUAUUAAAGCAACAACUAUGAGGGCCUCGUAUUCCUUUUUUUAACGAGUGUGAUUGAACUAUAUGAAGAAAAAUGAACUGAAAUAAAAGAAAACUAAUCAAAUCAAAAAUCUAUUGCCGCACUGUUCUGUUUAUUUCAAAACUUCCACACUUGCAUGUUCAUUACCUCUUUCUGCUUUGUGUGAUUCUUUAUGUUAAGUUACCUCAGCUGGUUUCCUUUUUUAAUAACAUUGUAGGCUUAUAGAUGAACUGAGUGACCGAGUUGCAUGAAAUGAUGCAUCACUUUAGAUGGUUGCAGGCCCGCACAGACUGUACACCAAUGCUGCGUUCCAAAUCGUAUACUUUUUUACUCCUUUUUACUUUUAGUACGCCAUUAAAGAAGGAGCCCUUACUGUUGCAUGCAGUUUACAUACGAUUGGGACACAUUGCGCCUUGAUCUUCUUGCUUGUAUAUGUGUUGCAGCUACUUUCAUGAGCUGUCUGCUGUCUUUUGGCAGCUCAGUCGGUGUGACGCAUCUUCCGGUGCACAGAGGAUUGUUGGUCAGAAUAGCCAGAAAAACAAGCUGCUUGCAUACUGCAAAAUGAAACAAGAUGCAGUAGAACAACCUGGUAUUUGGGGUUUUUGACAUACUAUGCAUUGAGACAUACUAAAUAUUUUUCUUGCAUACUAAAUAGUUUGGCAGUAUGAGCUUUGGAACGCACACCAUGAGUCGCUUCACUGUUCCUCCCACCGACUUUCCUCAUUAAACAUUUCCCCCCCAUUCAAGUGUUCCUGUUUCACCACCACCACCCUCCUCCUCUCCAUCGGUUGAUUCUUUUAAUGGUUUUGUUUGUUUUAAACUCUGGGAAAAACCUGCUUCCUUCUUCCAUAUCUUCUUCCAUGUGACACCAAAGCAGCCCUGAGUUUUAAAACCUUCCGCCACUUAUUCACAUGAAAAUGUAAGAAAAAUAUUCACUUCCUCGCUCCCUCCUUUGGCAACUUACUGUAACCCACUAAUAGAACAUAAAAAGGUCAGAUUUAAAGUUAAACCCCAUGCUAUUAUAGUUAACUUCUUAAAAAUAAAACACACUGGGAGAGCUUUGGCAAGAAGCUGUUCCAACAUAACCGAAGGGUGAUUUUACAAAUAAAAAAUAAAAAAAGUUAAUCUUGAACAACGUGUGAUCCUUGAACAUAGGAGUGUAACUCUGAGGAGUCGUGUGUGCUUAAAAAUAUAUAUAUCAGGUGUUCUGCAUUUUCCUUUGUGAAUGUUAAUUUUGCUCUCAUGAUUAUUUGUUCUAUAUUGCUGUAAUCAAUCCUGAUUUUAAAAAAAAAAAAAGAAAGGAGGGAAGACAUCUGCUUUGAUUGUUGUUGACAAAUCAUUGAAUGUCUCUUUUACCUCCUCAAGUUUUCCUCUGAACCUCUGAUGCAGCCUGUUCACUUUUCACUUCUCUUUAUUUAGUUUAUUUUUCUCCUCUUUGACACCUUCACUGGUCAUUUCUUUUUAAUUAAUAUUCCAACAUUUUUCCAGUGUGACAAUGUCGCACCUUCUCGUGUGUUUUCUCUCCUGGGAUGUAUGUGUUCAUUCUUUAAGCUUUUGAAUAUUUUUUUGUUGUUGUUUAUUGGUUUUGUUGUGUUUUGUCACUGUUGUCAUCUCAUCCUUUAUUUUUUGUCUGUUUGUAAUAAUGAGCAUUAAGAAAACAUGUUUAGAUGAGACUUUGUGGUCUCUCCACUUUUUUUUGGUUUGGUUUCCAAAACACCUGUAUGCGGAAUAAAUGACAAAAAAAAUGUC